Diorhabda carinulata is the source of this 588-nucleotide messenger RNA. Its product is annotated as cilia- and flagella-associated protein 144-like. The transcript has 3 exons. Gene Ontology annotation, cellular component: ciliary base. The coding region runs from base 174 to 554 and encodes 126 amino acids. The record is from RefSeq and is a predicted model, not a curated record. NCBI's taxonomy places the organism in Eukaryota, Metazoa, Arthropoda, Insecta, Coleoptera, Chrysomelidae.
UGACAGCUUUCACACCUUUGUUUUCCCUCCAAACAGAAAUGAACUUGAAUGGCAUUUUUCUGAUCAUUUAUUCUUUCAUAGUCUUCAAUGAGUGUAUUCUUAAAUCUUGGAUAUCUAUCAACUUAGUUUGAGAACGCGUUUAAUGUCAAAUAUCUCAUUAAUCAAAUAUUUCAAUGAAACCAAAAGAUGCAGAUGCCAUAUUAAAAGAAAGAUGCCAAUUUGAAUUCAAGUUUACAAAAAUCUAUGAGAAUUUCAGUCCAAUUUAUAAAACUCAAUCUGCGGUUACCGCAAAAUUUUAUUCUAAAUAUGAGGCAUCUGAUGAAUACGACGUUAAUCCCGAUAUAUUGAACAAUUUAAUUCGUGCAAUCGACUAUCCACCAAAAACAAAAUUACUAUGGCCAGAAACGGUUAACCAAUGGUACGGAUGGUUUACACAACCUUUAACCGAUGCGGAUAGAAAUGACCCGAACCUCUAUUUUCCGAGAAUGGAUACGGAAAUAACUCGUAAUAGUCUCAAGCUACAUGAUGGUAAAUCUAAAAUGAAAAAAAAAUGAUUAUGUAUACGGCAAAUAAAACUUUAGAAAAUGA